AUGGCUGCUUACCAGAGCCAACCGCUCGGUGGCAUGAACAAGCAGAAUGCGCUCGAGUCGCGAGCCCAUCGCCCUGGCUUUGCGGAUGAUGGCGAGAGCGAGGAUUAUCAUGAUUCCCUGAGGGGAUACACGAGGGCGGACCAGGCAGACAUGUUGCGCAUGGGCAAGGUGCAGGAGUUGAAGAGGAAUUAUCGGCCGCUGUCUGCACUGGCUUUUACGGUCAUCUUGCAGGGUACAUGGGAGGUUCUCCUGACUGCCACCUCUCAAGGUUUGAUUGAUGGAGGCCCAGCUGGCCUGAUCUGGAGCUUCGUAUGGACCUGGUUCGGCUUCAGCACCGUCAUGUUGUCGCUGGCCGAGAUGGCAUCCAUGGCGCCGACAGCUGGUGGACAGUACCAUUGGGUUUCGGAAUUCUCGCCUCCAAGCGUGCAAAAGCCAUUUAGCUACUUCAUCGGAUGGAUGUCGACUCUAUCAUGGCAAGCUGGUACCGCGUCCGGACCGUUUCUCGUGGGAACACUGAUUCAGUCCUCGGCCAUUGUCAUGUAUCCAGAUUACUCUCCUACCAACUGGCAAGGAACGCUCAUGGUCAUCGCCGUCACCCUCUUGGUCUGGGUACUGAACAUUUGGGGCUCAAAGUUCAUGCCCAUCUUCCAGAACAUUAUGUUGGUCAUCCACGUGUUUGGUUUCCUAGCCAUUAUCAUUGUCUUCUGGGUCUUGUCGCCACGAGCAACGGCCGAAGUGACAUUUACACACUUUACUAACGGUGGCGGCUGGAGUUCCACUGGCCUGGCACUCAUGGUAGGCCAACUAUCAGCCAUCUACGCUUGUAUCUGCUCCGACUCUGCAGCCCACAUGGCCGAAGAAAUCAAGGACGCAGGUAAAACCGUUCCCCGCGCCAUGAUCGGCGCCUACAUCAUGAACGGCGCCCUCGGUGUCGUCUUCCUCAUCAGCUACAUGUUCAUGAUCACCGACGUCCAAGCUGCCCUCGACGACGCAACCGGCUACCCACACAUGUGGGUUUUCGCCCAAGCCGUCUCCACCGGCGGCGUCAUCGCCCUCAACGCCAUCCCCACCGUCCUCAUCUUCGCCGGAACCCUAACCUACAACCUCUCCACAUCCCGCCAGACCUGGGCUUUCGCUCGAGACCGCGGUCUCCCCUUUAGCAGCUGGAUCGGCCAUGUAGACCCCAAGCUCCAGGUCCCUGCAAAUGCGGUGACGGUUACGUGUGCUCUUACGAUUAUUCUGAGUUUUAUUAACAUCGGCUCGGAUGUUGCCUUCAAUGCUAUCAUCUCCCUCAAUGUCGUCGCCCUGAUGAUAACUUACAUGUUCUCCAUCGGCGCCGUUCUCUACCGCCGCAUCAUGCACCCAGAACUUCUGCCCACAUGCCGCUGGUCCCUCGGCAAAUGGGGUGUCCCCGUCAACAUCGGCGGCUUCCUGUAUUCCACUCACGCCUUCUUCUGGUGCUUCUGGCCUGAAGCUACGCCUGUGGAGGCCGAAUCGUUUAACUGGGCUGUUGUCAUGUUUGCAGCUGUUGCGUUGUUUAGUGGAGUCGAUUAUGCGGUUCGCGCAAGGAAACAGUACAAGGGGCCUGUUGUCCUGGUGGAAGGGUUUAAGGGAGAGUGA
Molecule: messenger RNA, 1620 nt
Organism: Bipolaris zeicola 26-R-13
Lineage: Eukaryota; Fungi; Ascomycota; Dothideomycetes; Pleosporales; Pleosporaceae
Exons: 4
Coding region: 1-1620 (539 amino acids)
Biological process (GO): transmembrane transport
Cellular component (GO): membrane
Molecular function (GO): transmembrane transporter activity
Source: RefSeq, a predicted model, not a curated record